Geodia barretti is the source of this 795-nucleotide messenger RNA. The record is from the annotation of a GenBank genome assembly. Lineage: Eukaryota; Metazoa; Porifera; Demospongiae; Tetractinellida; Geodiidae.
AUGGCCAUCCUGGCGGUAGUGGCGAUCUUGUCGGCCUUGCCGCUCACGGCCCUGGCGCAGUCUUUCAGCGAGUUCCACCGGUUCAUCGGCACCGCCACCCUGGAUGGCACGCUGGUGCCCGUCGGCACCGACGUUACCGCCCUCGAUGGCACCCGCGCCAUCGGCACCGUUAAGAGCACCGCCGGCGGCCAGUUUGCGCUGCAGACCACCCAGGCCUUUGGCACGAUUGUAUUCCAGAUAGACCGCGUAACGGCGGACCAGACCUACCCCUCCUGGAGGGCCGACGCCGUAACCACCGGCUUCCACCUCACCGCCACCACGCCCGAGGACCCGUCCCUCGGCAAGAUAGGCGCUCCGGGUCCCCGGGGCCCCCAGGGUGUCCAGGGCCCGCCCGGCCCGCCGGGUGAGCCGGGCCCGUCCGGCCCGCCGGGUGACGUCAUGGCCCAGGGCGCGCGCGGCCCCGCCGGCCCCGCCGGAAACGAUGGCGGCACCGGCCCCGCCGGCCCGCCAGGCCCCACGGGCGACGCCGGAGUGGAGGGCCCCGCCGGAUCCCAGGGCGAGCGCGGUCCCGCCGGCCCCCGCGGCACCGACGGCGUUGACGGCACCGACGGCGUCGAUGGCCGCAACGGCACCGACGGCCGCGAUGGCGCCAGGGGCGAGGACGGCAGCGGCGCCACGGGCAUCAUCGCCAUCAUCAUCGCCAUCGUCGCGGUGGUAGUAGCGGUAGCCAUGCCCUUCGUCCUCCCCCGCCCCGGCAUGGAAGGCGGCAACGGCGGCGGCACCACCAACCCCUAA